Salvelinus fontinalis (brook trout) is the source of this 1061-nucleotide messenger RNA. RefSeq lists its product as uncharacterized. The transcript is spliced from 8 exons. The record is from RefSeq and is a predicted model, not a curated record. The coding region runs from base 171 to 1037 and encodes 288 amino acids. Lineage: Eukaryota; Metazoa; Chordata; Actinopteri; Salmoniformes; Salmonidae.
AGCGCCAUCAUGCGUCCAUUUACAAAACGUCACAAUCACCGGAGCGGACCGAAAAUAGGCUCAACCUGGGUUCCUACACGGACUAUUUUGGUCGUAGCACGAGUUAAAUGUAUCUUGAACUUCCAGAGUUGACUUUCUCGAUUUAUUCAGGUUAAACUAUUUUAAUUACAAUGUCUAAUAUCACCAAUUUAUCCCGUGUCGUCCACGCAUUGAGGGUCCAACGGCUAACAAAUGGUUUUUGCUUAAAAACACCCGCGUUUGCUUGCAACUUGGCGAGAUUUCUGCACUCGAACUUCUCGUCCAACAGAACUUUCCCAAAGCAUCGCUUUGAAUGCGCUACACAUUACAGCUCUUCAGCAAAGAAGGACACCGUUAGGAUAGGGUGCGCGUCCGGGUUUUGGGGAGAUACGGCAGCCUCGGUCCCCCAGCUGAUCUGCAGUGGGCAGAUAGACUACCUGGUGUUUGACUACCUCAGUGAGAUCACCAUGUCUCUCCUCACCGUGGCCAAGACCAAGAUGCCUAAUAUGGGUUAUGCCCCUGAUUUUGUCCAAAUAGCGAUAGCUCCCUUUAUACAUGACAUCCAUAAGAAAGGUAUCCGGGUGGUCAGUAAUGCCGGGGGGGUGAACCCACUGGCGUGCGCUGCCGCUAUACAGGAAGUAGUCAAGAAGGCGGGACUUGAUCUCAAGGUCGCCGUGGUGACAGGCGAUGACCUCAUGGCUCAGAAAGACAGUCUGUCUGAGGUGAGAAUGGCUGAUGGGGUGAGCAGGUCAAAGCUGCCUACAACCGUCCACAGUAUGAAUGCCUACCUGGGUGCGGUACCCAUCCAGCGGUGUCUAGACCUGGGGGCUGACAUUGUAGUCACAGGGAGAUGUGUGGACAGUGCUGUCGCCCUAGGACCUCUCAUGCACUCUUUUGGGUGGAAGCAAAACAACUAUGACCUGUUGGCAGCUGGGAGUCUUGCAGGCCAUCUCAUAGAGUGUGGUGCCCAGGCAACAGGUGGCAUCUUCACAGACUGGCACACAGUACCCGACUGGUGAGGACAUUAUACAGUUAUGUCCCAU